ACAUCCGUAUUUACUAAAUUAAAUUAAUAGAACGGCAGACCGCAACCCAGAUAGGCAGGGCGUCUCCACUUUUCUCCCUCCGCCUCCUCCUCCCUACCCCGACGCGUCGCCCAAGCAGCGGUGGUCUUUCAAGGCUCUCCCCCUGCAUCCGACGGCCAAAAAGGCGGCUGGCGAGCCCGUAUCCGGUCACCUACGGCAGAGGGGGCUUUCCUGGCAUAGAGGGAGCUGUUGGAGAUUGUCAGUAGAAGCACCUCAUGGCAAGAAUCAAACCACAGGCAUUGUUACAACAAAGCAAAAGGAAGAAGGGUCCAGCACGAAUAAGUCUGACCAGCAUCAUUACUUGCAACCUCGUUGUCAUUUUGAUUGUUUUAUCCCUAUAUGCCACUUACAAGCACUGGUAUCGAAGGUCAAGCUAUCAACAAGUGGUUGGCUUGCACAAUUUUGAGCACUCAGAAACCUUUGGAGAAUCAAAGAAACAUGAUCUUCCAAGCUACGCUAUUUUGAACACCGCCAAAGGUUCAAUAACCAUGGAGCUCUACAAGGAUGCUUCUCCUGACAUUGUGGACAAGUUUGUUGAGUUAUGUCGAAAUGGUUAUUUCAAAGGGAUGCCUUUUCAUCAUGUGAUAAAGAACUAUGUAAUUCAAGGAGGUGAAUCUCAAAGACUUGGAGCUGUGGAAGAUUGGAUACUGAAAGGAAAAUCCCAUGGUCGACUUGCUAUAAGCCCAAAGCAUGAAGCAUUCAUGAUUGGAACCACAAGGGCUAAUCCCGAUGAUAAAGGAUUCGAGCUCUUUAUUACAACGGCACCAAUUCCUGACUUAAAUGACAAACUUGCUCUCUUUGGACGGGUCAUCAAGGGAGAGGAUGUGGUCCAGGAAAUUGAGGAAGUUGACACAGAUGAACAUUAUCGGGCCAAGUCCCCUGUGUGGAUCAUCGACGUCACACUAAAACAGGAGCUUUGAACAAUGCAGUUCCUUUUUUUUUCUCCACCUUCGAGAACUUUUCUGCACCUGACUGAUGGUCUGCAUGCGGUACUAUGAUGUUGCCAUUUGAAGGGCCUUCACGAGUCCGACAUGGUUUCAACCGUCAUGCGGUGCUUGGAUUGAAUUGGACUUGUAUGGUAAUAAUACUUUCCUUUGGUGCAUGUAUAAAAUUAACAGACAGUUGUUGUUGGACCGCAGUUUUGACUGUCGGCACAUCUGCUGGGAAGCAUAUAAACUGUAAUUUUGCCAUCCUUCACAUAUUGCAUGAUGUUUUCGGGCACUCUCAUUGCGCUUUAUGCGAUGCUUGAGCUUGAAAAGAUUGCAUCAGCCAUCGUUGUCAAAUAUGAGACCGUUUAUCUUUUUUUA
Molecule: messenger RNA, 1346 nt
Organism: Phoenix dactylifera (date palm)
Lineage: Eukaryota; Viridiplantae; Streptophyta; Magnoliopsida; Arecales; Arecaceae
Product: peptidyl-prolyl cis-trans isomerase CYP21-4-like
Biological process (GO): protein peptidyl-prolyl isomerization
Molecular function (GO): peptidyl-prolyl cis-trans isomerase activity
Source: RefSeq, a predicted model, not a curated record